CAAUCUCAUUCUUCUUCUUCUUCAACUCGCGAGAGAGUUAACAAUCUCUCUCUCUCUCUCUCUCUCUCUCUGAACAACAAUGCCAGCCCAGAAGCGUUCCUUACCUGAGUUCAUGGACGAUGAAGAAACUUCACAGCUUGUUCACCAUUCUCGCCAUGUCAAACAUCAACAGAACAACCGCGACCCACUCUUCAUCGACCAACAACAACAACAGCACCAAGUCGAAGAAGAUGAAGAAGAAGAAGAAGAUGAUGAUGAUGAUGAUCAGCAAGAGCACGAUGAGGAAGAAGAUGAGCAAGGAGAAGAAGAGGAAGAUGAAGAAGAGGCUGAAGAUGAUGAUGGUGGUGAUGAAGAUGAGCAGCACAAUAACGAUGACAAAGAAAAAUCACAGGAUUCCGAUGAAGACCCAUCUUCUGAUGAUGAAGAAAAGCCUGAAUAUGUGUACAUAGAACUUGCGAAUAUUCGUAAAGAUGUCCAAUGUCCAAUUUGCCUCGGUAUUAUUAAGAAAACAAGAACUGUUAUGGAAUGCUUGCACCGCUUUUGCAGGGAAUGCAUUGACAAAUCAAUGCGGCUGGGGAACAAUGAAUGUCCUGCUUGCCGCACACACUGCGCCAGCCGUCGCUCCUUGAGAGAUGAUCCAAACUAUGAUGCCCUUAUUGCUGUUUUAUAUCCAAAUAUUGAGAAGUAUGAGGAAGAGGAGCUUGAAUUUCGUGAAGAGGAGAAGAACCGAAAUAAGCAGAUUCAAGCUUCAAUAGCAAAAGUAUUUCAACGGCAAUCUGAAGCACUAGGCAAGAAACGUAAAGAUACACCAGGUUCAAGUUCAUUUGUGACAAGAUCACAGCGUAAUCAAAGAAACCUUCAGUCUAGGAGACAAAAUCAAACGACUGAUGUUCAAGGAUCUGAAAAUGACGAAAAUGGCAAUAAUGACAGAGACUCGUCUUCUGGCGAUGAGCGCGGCACAGAACACCGACAGAGAAAACGAAAGAGAUGGACCAGGGUUCGCCCCUCUCAGCCCUCAUCAUCACUGGCAAGUCCUGAUGGUGGAAGCGUAGAAAGUGAUACGGAUAUAAAUAGAGAAAAUCGAGGAACUUCAAGGCAGGUGACAAAACCUAGAAAGCUUACUUGGGGUAGGGGUGGUUUUCGGAGCAACACGAGAUAUGGAAGUGGUGGUGGUAGUAACAGCAAAAAUUCCCGCAGUGGUCGAAUGUCUAAGUUGGUUGACCAUCUCAAAAACUUGGAUGAAAACACUGCUGAGUUUGAAGUUCAUCUCAUGUUUAUUUCUCCGGACAAAGAAACUACACCAAGUUUGGAGAAGCUUCACCUGAGUUGCCGACCAACUUUGUCUGUCAAGAACCUUUAUGAAUAUGUUGCUAGUCAGACACCUUUGAAAGCUGAAGAAGUUGAGAUACUGGCAGUUAAAGGAUGCAGCGGUGUAAAUUGUGACAAGUCAACUGAUGAGAAUUCACUCCCGGAUUGUGAUGAGCUAACAUCACUGGUUAUAGAUCCACAAAAAGAUGAACUAGAAGUUUUGCAAGCUCAUGAAACUGUGGCAGAGAUUAGAUCCAAAAGCAUAUCUAAAAGGGGCCAUUUGAUUCUGGCAUACAAGAGGAAGGUCUAGGAGGGCAUUAUAGUAUUUGGUUUGGUUGGCAGGUGUUUGAGAUGGACAACAAUGGAAUGAACUUCUUGUGUGUGUACAGAAAAUACAAAAGACCAGUUGCCUCAAGUCUUUUUUCCUAGUUGCACCUCAUAAUAGUGAAUAAAGUUAUUCUAUAGUAUACUAAAUACCAUAAGUUAUCCUACCAUUGUGAUAUGCUCAAUAAGUUUUAGAGAUAUAUACUUCCUAAAAUAUUGGUUAUAAUUUCAGUUUCAUAGAAUUUUUAGUGUUAAUUAUCAGAUGAAGUUUAAGUGUUUCAAAAUUGGUGUUUUGAAUGUAUGAUGGAUUGUAACUUUUUUUGGUAAACCAAAUGUAUCUUCCGCGCAACUGCGGUAAUUGAGAUUCA
Messenger RNA from Trifolium pratense (red clover), 2000 nucleotides. RefSeq names its product putative E3 ubiquitin-protein ligase RING1a. The record is from RefSeq and is a predicted model, not a curated record. The transcript is spliced from 10 exons. Lineage: Eukaryota; Viridiplantae; Streptophyta; Magnoliopsida; Fabales; Fabaceae. Bases 80 to 1618 code for a protein of 512 amino acids.